Molecule: messenger RNA, 1194 nt
Organism: Diorhabda sublineata
Lineage: Eukaryota; Metazoa; Arthropoda; Insecta; Coleoptera; Chrysomelidae
Product: U5 small nuclear ribonucleoprotein 40 kDa protein
Exons: 4
Coding region: 113-1159 (348 amino acids)
Cellular component (GO): catalytic step 2 spliceosome
Molecular function (GO): protein binding; RNA binding
Source: RefSeq, a predicted model, not a curated record
AGAAGAAUGAUUAUGUGACCAUACAAACGAUUUAAAAGGAAGAAGAACUUGAUAUUUCAAUAUUGUUGUUUAUUCUUGUAAAGCAUAUACCCACAACAUUGUAGUUUCAAAAAUGGUGAUUGAAAAUAAACGCAAAGCAGAAGAUUCGGCCGUUGUGCUAGUAUCUAAAAAGCAAAAAAAUGAAAUCGCACAAAAGAACAAACAAAAUUCAGUCUUACAAUCGGCGCCACCCAGAACUUCAAAUUUAUUUGCACCUAUUAUGCAGUUAGAAGGACACGAGGGAGAAAUAUUUAGCGUAGAAUUCCAUCCAGAAGGUCAAUAUUUAGCUUCAGCUGGCUUUGACAGAAAAAUAUUUAUGUGGGCGGUUUAUGGAGAAUGCGAAAAUGUAUCAGUUCUGUCGGGCCAUACGGGAGCUAUAACAGAAUUACAUUUCUCAACUGACGGAUCGAAUAUGUUCACAUCUAGUACAGAUCACACCUUGGGUCUAUGGGAUGUCGUAACAUCUCAAAGAAUAAAAAAAUACAAAGGACACACAACAUUUGUAAAUUGUGUACAAGGUGCAAGAAGAGGUCCUCAGUUAAUGUGUUCCGGUAGUGAUGACAGUACUGUACGUAUUUGGGACGUGAGGAAAAAACAGAGUGUCUCGUCGAUAAAUACAACCUAUCAGACAACUGCUGUGUGUUUCAGCGAUACAGCAGAACAGAUAUUCAGUGGAGGAAUUGAUAAUGAUAUUAAAGUAUGGGACGUUCGUACUAAAGAACUUUUAUAUGCAUUGAGAGGUCAUACUGAUACUGUUACUGGUCUAUCUUUAAGCAACGACGGCUCUUAUCUUCUUAGCAAUUCAAUGGAUAAUUCUAUUAGGAUAUGGGACGUACGGCCUUAUGCACCUGUGGAUAGAUGCUUGAAGGUUUUUAGUGGACAUCAGCAUAAUUUUGAAAAAAAUUUAUUGAGAUGUGCUUGGUCACCUGAUGGUUCAAAAGUAACUGGUGGAUCUGCAGAUAGAUUCGUAUACAUUUGGGACACAACUUCCAGAAGAAUAAUAUAUAAAUUACCUGGUCAUAAUGGGAGCAUAAACGAUGUAAAGUUCCACCCAAAUGAACCCAUUGUUGUUUCAGGAUCUAGUGAUAAACAGUUGUUUUUGGGAGAAAUUGAUUCUUAAGUUAAUCUACUUAAUUAAAUAUUUUAUAUAAUAAA